GCGUCGCAAUUCGAGCGAUUCGGAAGCGUUUUGCCCACGUCCGAGCAAAGAAGCAUAUAUAUAUAUUUCUUUCUAUAUAUAUAUAUAUAGAUAGUCGGUUCUUCUACGCGCGUGCUACAAAUCCAAAGUCUUGCAUAUACCCAGAAAUUAUAAAUAAAUUUUCAUUUUUUCCCGGCAACUAUUAAAUACCACUGCUGUGUGUGUUUUUUGGUGUGUGUUUUUGGAGAAUACAAUACAAAACCAUUUCGAAAACAAUUUAAAAGUGCUCUCCGAAUUUGAUACGAGUAAAUAAUGCGCACAGCAAGCAGCAGUCAAAGCUAAUUAAUUUCGAUAAGCAUCCAAAAUAAAUCAGCGAGAACGUUUGUAAACAUUACUCCGGAAUAAUACGAGAACACACACAAAAUGGAUAGCAGCAAAUUACUGAAGAAUGUCUACGGCAUCGACAUACAUUUCGAAGAUCUCGUCUACCAGGUCAAUGUACCCAAGAUGCAAGAAAAGAAAUCGGUGCUAAAGGGUAUUACAGGAACAUUUAAGUCGGGCGAACUGACCGCAAUAAUGGGUCCCUCGGGGGCAGGUAAAUCUAGUCUAAUGAACAUCCUCACGGGUCUGACCAAAACCGGUGUCAGCGGGAAGAUAGAGAUCGGGAAGGCCCGCAAGUUGUGCGGUUACAUUAUGCAGGACGAUCACUUCUUUCCCUACUUCACCGUCGAGGAAACGAUGCUGAUGGCGGCAACACUUAAAAUCUCCAACAAAUGCGUCAGUCUACAGGAAAAAAGAACUCUGAUCGACUACUUGCUGAACUCGCUGAAACUGACCAAGGCGCGUCAGACGAAGUGCUCCAACCUGAGUGGCGGCCAGAAGAAGCGCCUGUCCAUCGCAUUGGAGCUGAUAGACAAUCCAGCGGUGUUAUUUUUAGACGAGCCCACAACUGGUCUGGACAGUUCCUCCUCCGUCGACACCAUCCAGCUGCUGCGCGGUUUGGCAAACGAGGGCCGCACCAUUGUGUGCACGAUCCACCAGCCGUCGACCAACAUCUACAAUCUCUUCAACCUGAUCUACGUGCUGAGUGCGGGUCGAUGCACCUACCAGGGCACGCCCCAGAACACGGUCAUGUUUCUCAGCAACGUGGGCCUGGAGUGCCCGCCCUACCACAAUCCCGCCGAUUUCCUGCUGGAAUGCGCGAACGGCGAUUACGGGGAUCAGACCGAGACGCUGGCAGAAGCCGCCAAGGACAACCGCUGGCGAUACGAUCAGCAACUGAUGCAGGGAGAGACUGCCGAUCCGCCCAGUGAAACACAGGUGGCCAAGUUCAACGAAUCCCAGUCACCUGGGCAGGUUCAGGUGCAGGUCCAGAAGAUCGAAAUCCAGAACAUGGCCUCAUCGAAGGAUCUGACCAGGCACACGUAUCCGCCCACGGAAUAUAUGCGCCUCUGGCUGCUAAUCGGUCGCUGUCACCUGCAAUUCUUCAGGGAUUGGACAGUAACCUAUCUGAAACUGGCCAUUCACAUAAUCUGCUCCGUUUUAAUCGGUCUGUUCUUUGGCGAUUCGGGUAGCAAUGCCACCAAACAAAUAUCCAAUGUUGGCAUGAUUAUGAUCCACUGCGUAUAUCUCUGGUACACCACCAUUAUGCCGGGCAUUUUGAGAUAUCCCUCUGAAAUUCAGAUCAUCAGGAAGGAAACGUUCAAUAAUUGGUACAAACUGCGAACCUAUUACAUUGCCACUGUUAUCACUUCCACUCCAGUUCAUAUUAUCUUCUCGACCGUUUAUAUAACGAUAGGAUAUCUGAUGACGGACCAGCCCAUUGAAAUGGAACGAUUUGUGAAAUACCUGUUGAGUGCAGUGGUGGUUACUAUUUGUGCGGAUGGUCUGGGCGUAUUCCUGGGCACCAUCUUAAAUCCAGUGAAUGGUACUUUUGUGGGCGCUAUUUCGACAUCUUGUAUGCUGAUGUUCUCCGGCUUUCUCAUCCUGCUGAAUCACAUUCCGGCGGCCAUGCGAUUUAUGGCCUAUAUAUCGCCAUUGCGUUAUGCACUGGAAAACAUGGUAAUCUCGCUAUAUGGAAAUCAGCGGGGACAGUUGAUCUGCCCGCCCACGGAGUUUUAUUGCCACUUCAAAAACGCCGUUACUGUGCUGCGACAAUUUGGAAUGGAAGGCGGCGAUUUUGGCCACAACAUCAUGAUGAUCCUGAUCCAAAUAGCGAUCUUCAAGGUCCUGGCCUACUUUACUUUGAAGCACAAGAUGAAGACCACUUGAAGUGGGGGCUAUGCUAUGUUUGCUUUUAGUAUUCGGCUUAAUUUGAAUCGAAUGUGAUUUUAUGUUACUUAUCGCUUAGUUGCAAGUAAACCCAACCUUUUUAUAUCGGCGUGUGAUACUUUAACAAAUGCAACGAACCAUUGCAAUGCCAAUGCCAACUGUUGCGGCAACCUCUAAGCAUAGCGAAUCAUAGUUUUUAUACAGUUUAUGUAUGGAUAACAAACAUUUAUAUACGUGUAAUUAAUUGUCUAGUUAACCUAUUUUUAAGCGAGACCUGUAUGAACAAACGAAAUAAAAAUGAUGUUUAAGUAAAUUA
Molecule: messenger RNA, 2566 nt
Organism: Drosophila elegans
Lineage: Eukaryota; Metazoa; Arthropoda; Insecta; Diptera; Drosophilidae
Product: ATP-binding cassette sub-family G member 1
Exons: 11
Coding region: 403-2250 (615 amino acids)
Cellular component (GO): plasma membrane
Molecular function (GO): ABC-type transporter activity; ATP hydrolysis activity; ATP binding
Source: RefSeq, a predicted model, not a curated record